This is a messenger RNA of Galendromus occidentalis (western predatory mite), 2109 nucleotides long. RefSeq lists its product as uncharacterized. Gene Ontology annotation, molecular function: transcription corepressor activity; protein binding. The record is from RefSeq and is a predicted model, not a curated record. Lineage: Eukaryota; Metazoa; Arthropoda; Arachnida; Mesostigmata; Phytoseiidae. The coding region runs from base 1 to 2109 and encodes 702 amino acids. Gene Ontology annotation, biological process: negative regulation of transcription by RNA polymerase II. The transcript is spliced from 8 exons. Gene Ontology annotation, cellular component: nucleus.
AUGUACUAUUCGUUCGCAUCGCCGUUUGCCGAUUUGGGAAACGCCGGAGUGACCCGGUCCCCAGCCCGGCCGACGGAAAGCGCUUCGACGUUCCCCUUGGACUUAUCGUCAAAAACCCCUCCACUCGCCAGAGAUUUAUUCGACCAGCAACGAGCAGCUCUAGCGGCCGCUUCGAUGCUGUCGAGUAGAGCUUUCUCCGAAUGGUGUCCAAGCAUUAUGGGGGGCUGUGGCGGUGGGGCUGCAAGCCCUGUCAUCCCGUCGUCCGAAUCGUCGUCUUCGUCUUCGUUGUCGUCGUCGUUGCCGUCUAGCCUCAAAGGAUUUGCCGAGAGCAAAAGUCCUCCAUUGGCUCUGCCGCCGCAAAGUUCCGCGUUCCUCGAAAAGCAAAAGCAACUAGCGGCGUUGAUGUUCUCCUGUCACGCGGCGCUCAUGGAUCCCGUGGCGAUGUUCCGAGCCCAGAGUCUGCAACACGCUUUCGCAAGUCAGGGGCCCCAGUUCGGUCCCGCGCCCCCCGUAUUCCCCGCUUUCGACGCGUCCAUGUGGACCGCGAGGGGUUUCGACGCGAGUUCCCGCAGUGACGAGGCGACGACGAACACCCAGAUCCCGACGAACCAGCAACAGCACCAACAACAGCAGAGCAGUAAUGGACAACAGCAGCCCCCGAAUCUCACCCAGCAAGAGCAGCAACACCAAAAUCUAAACCAACAGGCACAAAUUGUACAGCAAGAGCAACAGUGUCAGAAAGAGCAGCAGCAGCAACAACAACAGCACCAACUAAUACAGAAUCCACCCCAACAACAUCAACAACAACAGCAGCAGCUUUUGCAGCCGAAAGCUCCGCUAACGAGCAUCAAGACCGAGAAAACAUUCCAACCUUGGAAGGACGAUGUUGUAAAGCCCAAGAAGACGCCCUUCAACAUCGAAGCGCUUAGUAAACCGGACGACAACACUUCGACAACAACGCCAAACGGUCCCGCCGUCAAAGAUGACGCUGUCAAAGUUGAAUUCAAGUAUAGUCUACAUCCGAAGAAACGCCGUCUCGCCUCACCGGAAACUUGCGUUGAUACAUGCGGAACGUCAUCUGCUGUUCUGAAACCGAAGAAACGCUUGGUACAAGUCCUCCAGAAAUGGGACGAAGCCUCGGCAGCUUCGGCCCUGGUCGGCACCUCGAUGUCGACGUCACCCACGAUCGCGAGCCUCGCGUCAUCAGCUGUGAGCGAUCAGGAGCAACAAGAGUCUCUGUUGCAUCGAGCCGCUCGGACCGGAAAUCUCGAAAUGGUAAAUUUCUGUCUGGAACGCUGCGGCGAGGUAGACAUCAAUCAGAAGGGUCGGAGUAAUACAACGGCUCUCCACGAAGCAGCUGCGAACGGUUUCGUGACCAUCGCUAGAGUUCUGCUGGAGAAAGGUGCCCACACAGAAUCGGAAACCGUGACUGGACUACGGCCGAUUCACGAAGCUGCUGCUAAGGGCCACACCGAGGUGGUCAGAUUGCUGCUGUCGUUCGGAGCAGAGGCGAACGCCAAGACGUAUUCGGGCGAGACUUCUGCGAAUAUUGCGGGAAUGCUCGACUUCAAAAUUAUCAAACAAUUACUCGAGGAGUUUUGCGAAGACAACUCGUUCGUUGACGAGCAGGGCGCUAUAGACAACAAUAUUCCGUCGAAGCGACGACCUUGGACAUUUUUCGGAAACGCCACUUGUAUUGAUCGUUGUCAUGCCGAGGCGGGUUUCGAUGUUCUUCAAGGCGCUCCCGACUUUUCUCUCGUCCCGGAGAUCGCGAUCCGAACCUUCAGGGUUCUGCGACAUUUGGAUGACGGCUCUCUGCAAACGUUGACCUGCGCUCAUCUCGACGAACUGAUUGCGUCAACGGGUCUUACAGACGUCGGCGUCUUCCUGAGGACGAUUGGCGACGAAAUUUCGAACCAAAUCGUUUUCAACGUCGACAAAUCGAUGGAGUCGGACGCGUUCUCCAAAUAUUAUCCUCAUUUGGCUAACGUUCGCGCCAUUCGCUGGGACGAGGAAUCGAAGCGGCUCCUCAGUCAGGCUCUGUCUCGUGGCCAGGAGACAGUUCAAGCGGGACCUUCAACUCCACCUCAAGCGCCGCCGCCGACCUAA